This is a messenger RNA of Pungitius pungitius (ninespine stickleback), 6129 nucleotides long. It is a transcript of the gene kif14, whose product is annotated as kinesin family member 14. Gene Ontology annotation, biological process: microtubule-based movement. The record is from RefSeq and is a predicted model, not a curated record. The coding region runs from base 318 to 5240 and encodes 1640 amino acids. The transcript is spliced from 29 exons. NCBI's taxonomy places the organism in Eukaryota, Metazoa, Chordata, Actinopteri, Perciformes, Gasterosteidae. Gene Ontology annotation, molecular function: microtubule binding; ATP binding; microtubule motor activity.
CACCAUUUUCUAGAAUUCCGCCAAUCAGCGGUCAUCGGCGGAGACGGUUUGAAAUUGAGGCGGGCGAAGGCGGAAGAGAUGCUGGAACAAUAACAAACAGAGGCAGCUCUGUUGACUGAACACAGAUCACAUUUUAUUUUAUUCGAUUGGACUUUUAUUUUAACCAACAUGCUGAACUGUCCUCGUGCAUGUCGUGUAUUAUUUCACAGCGUAUAUUGUUAGGUAGCAAAAGGAGCUAAAUAGCAGUUAGCUAACGUUAGCCUCUGCCUUAUACUUCAGUGAGCUUAGAAGUUUUUUAUUUUUUACAACCGGCUGCCAUGUCGUUAUUUAGUGUGCAGGCAAGGAAGCACACGGCUUAUUAUGACCAUCUGGUGGCAACGUCCGCUUCCAGGACGCCGGGCCGAGAGCGCAAAGCGACGGACGCAACGGGAACAAAAACGGAGACAACUACAGAAGACUCAGCGAGCGAAGCCAGCAGGCGGUCCUCUGGCAAAAGCCGACAGGUGAACAGGACGUAUGUCAUCUCCGCGCUGUCCAAAAGCGGCAGCGGGACUCCGGCGUCUUGCCGCAGCCGACUCACACUGCAGAGAAGGUCGAGGAGGAAGAGCGUCUCCGGGAGAGCGGACAAAACUAUGGUGGGAAGCAGCUUGGACAGCACGCCGGCGGCUCCGGAGAAGAGACCGAGUCUGCAGCGCAGAACCAGGACGCCCUCGGUGGAUAAAGUCGCGCGCGGGGCGAGCAGCGCUGCACCGCAGGCGACGCCGAAAGUUCUCACCGAACCGAACGGCAGGACGGCGAGCGUGUUCCGGUCUGUAAGUUUGAGAGAAACGGCAUGCAAGAGCAGAGGAAGGGAAGCCGCGGUCGCUUCGGAAACUCCGGGCAGGCUACCGCACAGCCACACGAAGUCUUCUUCUUCCACCUCCUCGUCUUCUUCAACGAGCAGGCGACCAGAGGCGAACCAGGCCCAGACGUUCGAAACCCCGACUAAAAAGACCCCGUUUGAGACAAUCGCCUCCAAGAGAGACGUGUUCGAGAGACUGGCGGGGAGAGACGCCCCCAAACCAGGAGCGCUCAAAUCCGCGUCUGUAGCGAGGCCCAAGGCCCAAAGCCAGCACGCCGAUGACCCCAAACCGGUCCCUGCCCCUCGGGCCAGCAAGGCGUCCGCGGUCAAGCCCCACGCCGCCGUGCAGCCCAGGAAGACCUCCACCCCGGGUCAGAAGAGAGACGCGACCCCAGCAGCAGGAAGGACCUCCAUCCACCCUGCUGCGGCUCCUCCAGCGUCCAGCGAGCAGCUCGUGUCCCGUCCCAGCGAGGCUGCGGAGCCGCGGGACUCGUUCAAGAUGGAAAACAGUGCAGUGACGGUGGCGGUCCGCGUGCGCCCUUUCAACGCCAGGGAGAAGGCGGAGAAGGCGUUGCAGAUCAUCUUCAUGAACGGCCAGGAGACUGCUGUCAAGCAUCCAGAUUCCAAACAGAGCUACACUUUCAACUAUGACUUCUCCUUCUGCUCGGUGGAUGAAUGCGACCCCGCCUUCGCCAGCCAGCAGACGGUGUACGAGACCCUGGCCAGGCCCCUGUUGUUGAGGGCCUUCGAAGGAUUCAACACCUGCCUGUUUGCUUACGGCCAAACCGGCUCUGGGAAGUCGUACACGAUGAUGGGCUUUGGAGAAGAGGAAGGGGUGAUACCACGAUUCUGCCAGGAGCUGUUUACUAGAUUGGCAUCCAUGUUAAAUGAAGAGGUCACGUGUCAUGUAGAGAUGAGCUAUUUUGAGGUGUACAAUGAGAAGAUUCAUGACUUGCUGGUGACCAGAGAUGAGCCAAACCAAAGGACGAUGCCUCUGAGGGUGAGGGAACAUCCGGUGCAUGGUCCCUAUGUGGCUGACCUCUCCACGAAUAUUGUGAGCUCCUACAAUGACAUUCAGGGUUGGCUCAAGCUGGGAAACAAGCAGAGAGCCACAGCAGCUACAGGAAUGAAUGACAAGAGCUCCAGAUCUCACUCCGUCUUCACCCUGAUUAUGACCCAGACUCAGACUGAGUUUGUGGAAGGCGAAGAACAUGACCACAGUAUCACCAGCCGGAUCAACCUGGUGGACCUGGCCGGCAGCGAGCGCUGUAAUUCAGCCGGGACGAGUGGAGACAGACUCCGGGAGGGUGCGAGCAUCAACAAAUCCUUGCUUACCCUCGGAAAGGUCAUCUCUGCCCUGUCUGAGCAAGCACUGACGAGGAAGAAGGUCUUCAUUCCGUACAGAGAGUCUGUCCUGACAUGGCUGUUGAAAGAGAGCCUUGGUGGUAACUCCAAGACAGCCAUGAUUGCCACACUGAGCCCUGCCGGCAGCAAUGUGGAGGAAAGCCUAAGCACUCUGCGCUACGCCCAGCAGGCCCGCACCAUCAUCAACGUGGCUAAAGUCAAUGAGGACACCAGCGCCAAGCUGAUCAGAGAGCUGAAGGCCGAGGUAGAGAAGCUGCGAGCAGCCCAGAUGAGCUCCCAGGGCGUCCAACCAGAGAGGGUCCGGUCGUUCCAGCAGGAGAUCGCCGGCCUGAGGAACAAACUCUGUCAGCAAGAGAGAGAAAUGGUUGAGGCCAACCGUGCGUGGAGGGAGAAGCUGGAGCAAGCUGAAAUCCGCAAACGUGAAGAGACCAAAGAGUUGCAGAAAGCAGGUGUGCCGUUCAAAGUGGACAAUCGUCUGCCUAACUUGGUGAAUCUGAACGAGGAUCCUCAGCUCUCCGAGAUGCUUCUCUACAUGAUCAAAGAGGGUCGAACCACCGUGGGCAAGCUCAAGUCUGAUUCCAAGCAUGACAUCCAGCUGACAGGAGCCCUCAUCGCUGACCAACACUGUGUAAUAAUGAACACCCUGGGGACUGUCAGCCUCACACCUACGGACAAUGCCAAGACGUUUGUUAAUGGAAACCUCAUAUUUGAAUCCACAGUCCUACACCAUGGCGACAGGGUGAUUCUUGGUGGAGACCAUUACUUCCGCUUCAACCAUCCUGCAGAGGUGCAGUCUGGGAAGCGGGUGUCGUGCUGGACAGGCGCCGGGGACGGUCACAAAGACUUUGAAUUUGCCAAAAAUGAGCUACUUGCGGCUCAAAGAGCUCAGCUGGAGGCAGAAAUUGAAGAAGCCCAUUUGAAGGCGAAAGAGGAGAUGAUGCAGGGGAUUCAGGUGGCUAAAGAGGUGGCCCAGAAAGAGCUGUCAGACCAGAAGCUGCUUUAUGAGGACAGGAUCAGAGCACUGGAGAGAGAACUGAACGAGGAGACUGGGCGGAAACGGCAACAGGAGUUGGACCAGCAGAGGGUGGCCAACCAGAUGGCGGAGCUAAAAAAUGCCAAUUUGGAGCUGGAGCAGGAAGUGGACACCCACAAGAAACGCGUCCGCCUGAACAUGGAGGCCCAGGCGAUGGAGGAACACCGUGUGUGUCAAGCAAAGAUUGUCGAUGCCCUGGAGGCAGAGAAGAAAAAGAUCAGCCAAGAGCUUCAGGAGAUGCAGAAUAAAAGAGCAUUAAGGGAAAACCACACUCUCCAAAAUGUCUCUCCACAUUGGGAUGCCAUGAAGUUGUCCUUGAUGAUUGAGGAAGCUAAUAAGAUUAGUGCCAAACUGAAGAAAACCACGGUUUUCAGCAGACACGAAAGCUCUGAAAAGGACAACCGGGACCGUGAUGGUCUGCUGCAGGUGCGGGUCCAAAACAUAAAGCUGGGAAUCUCCACCUUCUGGAGCCUGGACAAGUUCCAAAACAACAUCGCUGCCAUGAGGGAGCUCGAUCAGGGGGAUUCCACCUCUAAAGAUGACGAUGUGUUUUAUGACCCCGAUGAUGAGUGGGAGCAAGAUAUAUCGGCCUCCUCUGCUUCUGCCUCCUCCUUCUCCCGCCGCAGGAGCCGGAGCUUGUUGAAAAGUCGGAGAAUCUCCGGCCGUCUCUACGAGAUCCGGGUCCAUCCCAUUCAGAGCCUCCACACCGGCCCCUCCCAGUCUGCUGGUUUGAUGGGUGCGGCCCAGCCUCCCUCCACCCAUUCCCGCAGUGUAGACUCUGCCGUGCCCGGCAUCUGCAAAGAGAUGAUUGGUCAGUCAGUGUCCCGUCUGCGGGGCGGCGGUGGGACGGAGGAGAGCAGGGCAGACAGGCUGGCUUCUGAUCUACACCUGAUUUACGCGGCGGUCCAAACGAUAUCGGACAUAUACGAUGGUCUGGAUGAUGACAGUCAAGAGAACGUGUUUCUGUGUAACUCGGUGGCCCUGACUCAGCUGCUCAAGGCCACGGCGGGCGUGGAGAGUACGGUGUGUGUUACCACGCAGUGGUUGGCCAGCGUUAAACCCUCCUCCGGCCAACUCCACAACAUCACUGAGGAGCUCAAGAGCCAAGUCAAGAAGAUGGGAGGGUUCUUCCAGCUACUCAUUCAAGGUUGUGAAUCUGAGAUCACGUCGAUGGUGACGGAGGCCCGGAGGAAGAGCAGCAAGUGUCUGGACGCAGCGUUGCUUGCACUGAGCCACCUGGCGGCGGUGACAGGCACGCCGCUGAAUGCUACGGAGCCGGGGGCCCAGGACACAGGCGAGCAGUCAUUUGUCAUGUGUCUGGUGAGGGGGACCAGCAUGGGCGUCAGCUCUCUCUUGGAGGAAAGCCUCUCCAUCAGCAGGGAAAUGCUGAGAGAGGCUCAACUGGCCUACCCAAGGAACCCAGUGCUGCAGGGCCUGAAGUCUAAAGUGGUUGAUUUAGCCCGUGCUCUACAGAACUACAUGCAUUGCCACAUCACGGAGAGAGACACAGGGGAAGAGGGGGGGGAGGAGGAGGAAGAGGGGGCCUCAACCCAUUUGCAGAGACUGAAGACUACGGUGACUGAGCUGUUCCAACUGAAGCAGGCCAUCAGACAGCUGCAUUCCUGUCUAUCUACUGCCCUACGAGGAAAAGUCACAGACUCCAACCCCAGCAGCUGCAGAGAGGCGAUCUCCUCCUCGGCCAAAGCUGUUGAUGAGCUAAUCACCGGUCUGUCCAAGGAAAAAGCGAUGACCCUGCAGCUUUCCUUUCUUCAGAGUGUCAUGGCUGCUCGCGACGAGCUUCAUUUUGCCCUCCUGUCCCUGUCCUCCUGGAGCCAACAGGUUGCAGGGGAGAGCGAGAGUCCUGCUGAUUCUGACAAUGGCACUGAAGAUAAAUUAUUAAGAAAAGAAACUCACAGUGCUGUAGGAAAUCGAGUUGUGAGUAAGAUAGUGUACUGUCUGCCUCCCGGUGCCACGUUAAAAGGCAACAUGCACUGGGUGUGAUUUAUGUGUUACUCUUUACGAUGUGUGCUCCCAUCAUGUACGAUUUACUGUAUCAAUGAAAUUCUGAUACGGAGAAAACUUCUGCUUGUAACAAACAAUAUGGCCUGGGUAUAUUUUUUUAUACACUCCUGUAGCGCCAACAUGGAGUCUGAAGCAACAAAGACUGCGGGCUUAUUCGGCGUCGCCAUCCAGUAACAAAAUAAACAAUAACGCGGCUUUCCAAAUGUGAGCAAUCUGCUUAUUUUUAUGGGCAGUUUUUCCAAUUAUAAAGAGAAUUUGACCAAGCAAUCAAAUUAAUUAAUUUGGGGGCUUGAAGCUGUAGCAAUCGUUCCUAUAAUAAAUAACUGUUUUAAUUGUACUUCACCAGGCCUUGUACUGUGUUAUUCAAACCUUUAAGAUUUCAAUCUCCAGCAGCUCAGGUAGUGUUUUUAAAAUGAAUAUUGGCAGGUUUUCACCCCAUGCAAUGUGCUUAAUGAUUUAACUCUUGUAUGGAGACCUUUUAUUUUUUCCCUGUAUUUACAUAAAGACUUGCACUUAUGUCUUUUAUUACACAUUGCAGCUAUUUUGCACUCAGGAGAGAAUUUUAUGUAGGUACUUCAACAAAGUAGUGUUUUAUUUCCUUGUAUCACUUUGUAAACUAUUUUAUAUGUUAACGUGUGCUAAUGCAAUAGCUUCAUGUGGGAAAAUGUCUUUCAUAUUGUAUGCUAUUCAAUAAACAGUGGAAUCCUGUUAAAGACUUUCCCGAAUAAUGACAAGAAUUUCUAUUGGUCGGGGGCACUGGGAAACGCAUUCCUUAACCAGGUUACCUUGUAGUAAAUGAAGCGCCAACUGUCCACAGGUACACCUAAUCUAUAAUACAUUUUACAUUUUGAAUUCACAGCUGAAAAGA